AUGUCCUCCAACGCCCAAAAUGUGGGCAUCAAGGCCCUGGAGAUUUAUUUCCCUAGUCGCUACGUGCCACAAAGCGAGCUCGAGAUCUAUCUGGGAGCCAGUGCUGGAAAAUUCACGGUUGGCCUGGGUCAGCAUAAGAUGAGCUUUUGUGAUGACCGCGAAGAUCUCUAUUCCAUGGCGCUCACAGUGGUAUCGUCACUGCUGAAAAAGUACCAUAUUGACCCGAUGUCCAUUGGCCGCUUGGAAGUGGGAACGGAAACGUUGCUGGACAAAUCCAAGUCUUGCAAGUCUGUUCUCAUGCAGUUGUUCGGGGACAACUCGGACAUUGAGGGAGUCGACACUUACAACGCCUGCUAUGGGGGAACCAAUGCCUUGUUAAAUGCAAUCAACUGGGUCGAAUCAUCCACGUGGGACGGUCGCGACACCAUUGUCGUGACCGGGGAUAUCGCUUUAUACGACAAGCCCGCCGCUCGCCCGACCGGUGGCGCCGGCUGUGUAGCCAUGUUGAUUGGUGCCGAUGCGCCCCUGGUGCUGGAACCCUUCCGUGGAACGUACAUGAAGCACGUCUACGACUUCUAUAAGGCGGACUUCAGCUCAGAGUACCCCAUUGUCGAUGGGUAUUACUCCAACACAUGCUAUAUUGAGGCAUUGGACAACUGCUAUGAGCGGUAUCGUACUAAGUGUCUGGCUAAGAAUGCCCGUUUGACGAAUGGAGCAGCGGAUUUCCAAGGUAGCUUUUUGGAUACCUUUGACUAUUUUGCCUUUCAUGCGCCUUACUGCAAGCUCGUCUCCAAGGCGUAUGGUCGUCUAUUGUUUAACGACCUCCGGAAGGAGCCCGACCAUUUUGAUGAGAUUCCAGCAGAUGCCCGCGACGUCGAGCAGACAGCGUCUUUGACGGACAAAGAAGUUGAGAAGAUAUGCAUCGGGUUGACUAAGGAAAGGUUCCUCGAGCGUGUCCAACCAUCCCUUACAAUGCCCACAAAUUGCGGGAACAUGUACACCGCUAGUGUCUACUCUGGGCUAGUCAGCUUGCUGAGCAAUGUUCCUAGCGAGGAACUGCAGAACAAGCGCAUUGGCAUGUUCAGCUACGGCGGUGGUCUAGCCAGCACUCUAUUUAGCUUCCGUGUCAAGGGCGAUACUUCGGGGAUCGCGCAGCAGGUUCAGUUGAAUGAGCGCUUGGAAGCUCGCACGCCGGUCUCGCCGGAGUUUUAUAACGAGAUGUGCAACGUCCGGGAGAAAGCCUACCAGCAGAAGAGCUAUACCCCGGUCGGAAGCGUUGAUAGCCUGGCUCCUAGUACUUACUACCUUGUCCACGUUGACGAGAUGUUUCGACGCAGUUAUGAAAAGAAGCCGGUUGUCUGA
Messenger RNA from Penicillium mononematosum, 1362 nucleotides. It is a transcript of the gene erg13A, whose product is annotated as putative hydroxymethylglutaryl-CoA synthase. The transcript is spliced from 4 exons. The record is from RefSeq and is a predicted model, not a curated record. Gene Ontology annotation, molecular function: hydroxymethylglutaryl-CoA synthase activity. The coding region runs from base 1 to 1362 and encodes 453 amino acids. NCBI's taxonomy places the organism in Eukaryota, Fungi, Ascomycota, Eurotiomycetes, Eurotiales, Aspergillaceae. Gene Ontology annotation, biological process: ergosterol biosynthetic process; acetyl-CoA metabolic process.